AUGGGUUCCAGUGAAGACCAAGACCCAAGACCGCUGAGAGACUUUUCCUGCCUACUCUGUCGGCAGCGAAAGGUAAAAUGCGACCGACACGACCCAUGCGCUAACUGCCUCAAGGCUCAGACACAAUGUGACUUUGUCGCACCAGUACGUGGCAGGCGCGGGAGGAAGCCAAAGGCAGUCCACGAGGGUCUGCAUGCCAAGUUACGUCGAUAUGAGCUCAUGCUUGAGAAGCACGGUGAGAGGCUGGACGAGGCACCCGAGGAGGACAUGGACUGUUCGGACAACGAUGCCGCUUCGGAGCCUGCGUUCCAACGGCCAACGACUGAAUCAUCCAUGUCGAUAGACUCGACGCCCCAGGAUCACACUACCAGAUAUAAUGUCAACUCUUCGUCCCGGUAUUUUGAUAGCACGUUGUGGUCAAGCAUUGGCAGCGAUCUUAAACAGCCAUCCAACGAUAGGCCACAUGAACAAAUGGAACCUAUGGAUUCCGCAGACGAAAAUGACGCCCCCCUCCUCUCAUGGUUAGAAGGUCGUCCUAGUCGCACGGAGCCUUCACUCGACCUGCGGGAGUUUUAUCCCGAUGCUGCCACAUUCUACCAACUUCAACACAUAUUCACUGACAAAAUUGAUAAUAUGUUGAAGAUGCUUCAUCUGCCGUCACUGUUUAACACCUUGAACGCGGCACUCACUAGGCCUGACGGCAUGUCAAAAAACACCGAAGCUAUUUUGUUCUGCUGCUGUCUCGCCACUGUCAGUACCAUGACGCAAGACGAAUGUCGGACCAUUUUGAAGCAGGAUAAGUCUCCUGUGCUUCGCAAGUACAAGAAGAUUGCAACGCAAGCUCUCACCAAUGCUGCAUUUGUCGAGCAUCCGGACUUAACCAACCUCCAGGCGCUCUCACUCUACCUGUUUGGAGUUAAAAGGUUCUAUAGCUACAACACGCUCAACAUAUUGUGUGGGUUGGCAGUUCGUCUGGCUAUGCGUAUUGGCCUGCACCGGGACGGGGUCACCUUGGGCUUACCACCUUUUGAAAUAGAGCUACGUCGUCGGCUUUGGUGGCACAUCAUUCAGCUCGACUUCAACACUUCAGAUUUACUGGGUAUCCGGCCGUCGUUGGAUAUAUUUGUUGGGGACACAAAACCGCCAUCCAAUGUCGAUGAUGAAGACAUUGGCCCGGGCAUGACGGAGCUCCCUAGGGAGCGGACUGGCAUUACAUCCUUAACACUCGUCCGUGUCCGCUGUGACAUCACUCAAUUUCUCAGACACCUUUAUCUCUCUUCCUUGUCCUCGAACGCAAGUGGCUUUGACAUCAUCAGCAGUGCUGCAGUUUCCGUGGAAGAAAAGGAGCGGAUGAUUGCAAAGUUGCAGGACUCGUUUGAAUCCAAGUACCUGCGGUACUGUGAUCCUUCAGAGCCAUUGCACAUGUUUGUGUCGAUUGUCAUACGCUCUGUCAUUUGCAGGAUGAAAGUUCUGACCUACAAUCCAAGAUACUUUGCCGAGAAGCAAAUGCAAUUAACCGCACGCGAACGAGAAGUUUUAUUCGUCAACGCGAGCAAAUUGCUAGAGUAUGCGGCCUUGCUCCGCAACACACCCAGUUUCCAUAAGUACAUUGGCCGUACAAGUGCGACGUAUAUCUGGGACACCAUUCUCUACGUCCUCAUUGCUGCUCGUCACCGCAAAGCAGGUCAUGAAAUUGAGCGGCUCUGGCAUCUCAUUGGCAUACUGAUUUCUCACAAUCCGGACAAUUUUGGCAGGGCAGCUGAUGCUGUUUACACGGCGCUAUCGAAAUGGAUACCGGAGGUUUGGGACGAGUACGCUGCCGCAGCUAGAACUCAGGGACUACCUACGCCGGUGCCGCCGGAUUACCUGGUGGAAAUGAAGUCAUCACGCGGCACCGCUAGGCCUCGAACUGAGAGUCAAGAAGCUGUCACAUCCCAUUCCACAAAUGCGGCUGAGCAGCCAGUGCAGACUCCUCAGAAGGGAGUGAUGUCGGCAGAUGAUGGUUUUCAGUUUUCGGACUUGGAUGCCUUUGCUGCGGACCCGAAUGAAUGGCUUCAGUGGGAGCGGCUGCUGGCCGGUGAUGAUCUUUUUGGCAUUUCCUGGGAUUAG
Messenger RNA from Pochonia chlamydosporia 170, 2109 nucleotides. Its product is annotated as C6 transcription factor. The transcript has 4 exons. The coding region runs from base 1 to 2109 and encodes 702 amino acids. The record is from RefSeq and is a predicted model, not a curated record. Gene Ontology annotation, biological process: DNA-templated transcription; regulation of DNA-templated transcription. NCBI's taxonomy places the organism in Eukaryota, Fungi, Ascomycota, Sordariomycetes, Hypocreales, Clavicipitaceae. Gene Ontology annotation, molecular function: zinc ion binding; DNA binding; DNA-binding transcription factor activity, RNA polymerase II-specific.